This is a messenger RNA of Colletotrichum phormii, 1128 nucleotides long. RefSeq lists its product as uncharacterized. The transcript is spliced from 2 exons. Bases 348 to 1007 code for a protein of 219 amino acids. The record is from RefSeq and is a predicted model, not a curated record. Lineage: Eukaryota; Fungi; Ascomycota; Sordariomycetes; Glomerellales; Glomerellaceae.
GACUUGACUUCCCUGGUGUUUUCGAAACUCAUCUCGUAGAGCGCGCGUGCUGGAAGAUGAGAUCUCGAUUAUUUCGACAUAAACCGUGGCUUGUUCAGAGACCUAGAGCAUCUAUGAUUAUUCAGGAGGAAGACCAGACCCAUGGCUUGGUACCCAUGGGCUUAUCAGCAAGACUUGGUGUGAAUAAUCACCACACGCGAUUGGGUAUAAAUAAUACCCCACAGGCGGUCCACAUUGAGAUGUUGAUGUUCACUAUUCUGCCAUCUACACGAUCCUCAGGUACAAGUUGUGUACCAGUAGAUCUUUCAGGAAAUCCCUGCCUCCAUUCCCCUAGACAAUAAAGCAAAAUGCCAUCCCAAGCUGUCCAGCGCAUCAGCAUUCGCUGGUUGCCUGAGCCUGCCUACGAAGACACCGAUACAAUCGCCCUCAAUGUAAGAGGGUACUUCAUUGAUUUGCGAGUCACCAAGGAGACUCGAACCAUUCAAUGGAGCCGCGCCGGCGAGCGAAUUACUCUCAAGACUGAGCCUCCAACAUUCCGAUGGACACACAUCAUCGACUCGCUGAAUCUCACAGUACCUGACGAUGCUCACUUCGAACGGCUUCCCAAUGGGGAUGACCUCGAGAUCGGGACUACACCCUGUCCUCACAAAGAUGGAGUCCGAACAGAUUACGAAGAGGUCUGGAGAGAUGUCACAACACGAGGCGCGGACAGUAGGCCGUCCUGGAUUCUACAGAGCAAGGAUGGGGCCACCUUCAUUGGAAAAGUUGGGCAUAUCUAUCUCGCCGUCCAUAAAGCGUCGGGGGUUGAAUUCGCCGCGCGACGAGAGGAUUACGAGUCUGAGCAUGGGAUUUGGAAGUGCGCAUUUGAGUCUGGAAAUCAAGCAAAAGUGCCAAAAUCGUCCGCAGUUGUGACACUCGCAGACGAGGAGGCACAGAAGUCGGUGGAUGGAGAUGUUGUUAGCAUUGAUGGUGUGGACUUCGUAUUUCGGGGUGUUAUUCAAGACUAAGGAUGGAUGCAUCAAGGUUCGGAACUGAAUCAAAACCCUGCUUCUCGUUCGAGCAAGUCAGCCAUUCCCCCAAGCCAGAAGACUUCAUUAUUUUCGAAGACGAUGAUCUCCCAAAGUCAAC